AGCUGAAAUAACGUUAGUUUUGAUUGUUGUUUUUUUUUUUGAACAAAAACAAGAGCUGGAAUGUGUGUAUAGUGCGUGUAAAUAUCUGUAUAUAUUAUAUAAAGUGGGAUUUUAUAAGUGAACAAUGCCGGGUUGUUGUAUCGCCAACUGUAACAAUAGGAGUGAAAAAGGUUUUCGACUUUUUAGUUUGCCGAGUGGAAAAAAAAGUGCUAACAGGAAGAAUGCUUGGAUAAAAUUCAUCAAUAGAAAAAAUUUGCCCGCAAGAGCAAGUGUUUGUGAGGCUCAUUUUGAAGAAACACAGUUUGAAACGCAGAGAACAGAUGGCCGAAGGCUGUUGAAGUGGAAUGCUGUUCCCACCUUGAAAUGUAAAAUUCCAGAAAGUGCCCAGAUUUAUUCGAUAGACACAGAAGGACCUUUGGUUACUGAAGAUGUAAACAAUGAACUGGAAAACUCUACGCAAAAAAGUCCAAAUACAGCUGAGUCCACAGCAGGAGAUUUAAAUUUUGUAACUAAUUUACAAUUUCAACGUCUGAAGAAUGAACUGCAAGCUGCACAACACAAAAUUCGGCAAUUGGAGAAGAAAAUUAACAAUCUCAAAGGAAAUUUUAAAAAAGCGUUUAGUGAGGACCAAGUACAUUAUCUUGAAAUGGGAGGCCACAGAGGUGUGGAAUGGUCUGAUGAGUCAAUAAAUAAGGCACUUCGCUUAUAUAUGGCCUGUGGGGCCAAAGGAUAUGAGGAAGUGAAAAGACAGAACUUGCCAUACCCCAGUAUCCGAACAUUACAGCAUCGGAUUAGAGGUAUAAAAUUUGGUGGUGGUGUUUUAGAAGAUAUGUUUAACCUCCUGGCUGUAAAAGUCCGGACAUUUAAACCAAUAGAGACGCAGGCAGUACUGUUGCUAGAUGAAAUGGCGAUACAACCUGGACUCCAAUACGACAACAGUCUAAAAAAAAUAGUAGGAAGGCCCACAAUGCCAUUAUCAGGUAAUCGGGACAGCUCCAACGAACUGGCGACACAUGCCUUGGUAUUCAUGCUAGGAGGCAUGACAACGAGAUGGAAACAAGUUGUGCAGUAUGAAUUUACAGCUAAUUCAUAUUGUGCUGAUGCUGUUUUGGAAAAAAAUUGUUACCAAUAGUGUUAAUAUUAGAAGUAGUAAAAGUAU
This is a messenger RNA of Zophobas morio, 1159 nucleotides long. RefSeq lists its product as uncharacterized. The transcript has 4 exons. NCBI's taxonomy places the organism in Eukaryota, Metazoa, Arthropoda, Insecta, Coleoptera, Tenebrionidae. Gene Ontology annotation, molecular function: sequence-specific DNA binding. Bases 125 to 1132 code for a protein of 335 amino acids. The record is from RefSeq and is a predicted model, not a curated record.